This is a messenger RNA of Chanos chanos (milkfish), 2186 nucleotides long. It is a transcript of the gene selenbp1, whose product is annotated as selenium binding protein 1. The record is from RefSeq and is a predicted model, not a curated record. NCBI's taxonomy places the organism in Eukaryota, Metazoa, Chordata, Actinopteri, Gonorynchiformes, Chanidae. The transcript is spliced from 12 exons. Gene Ontology annotation, molecular function: protein binding; selenium binding. Bases 106 to 1527 code for a protein of 473 amino acids.
CAGGCAACGGGGUCUCACUCUUGACUUCACAUUUUUCCAAGCUGCACUCAUAAUUUUGGGGAGGCUGCAGUGAGCUCAGGCACUUCACACAAAAGAUUCCACAGUAUGGCAUCUAAUUGUUCAGGAUGUGGACCUGGCUACAAGAGUCCACUGGAUGCCAUGAACGGGCCGCGAGAGGAGAUUGUUUAUCUGCCCUGUAUUUACCGGAAUACCGAAAUAGACAAACCUGAUUAUCUCGCCACCGUGGAUGUCAACCCCAAUUCCCCCAAAUACUGCCAGGUGAUCCACAGAUUGCCUAUGCCGAAUUUGAAGGAUGAACUCCACCACUCCGGCUGGAAUGCUUGCAGCAGCUGCUAUGACGACGCCUCUAAAAAACGAAACCGUCUCAUCCUGCCCUCUCUUAUUUCCUCCCGUAUUUACAUCGUGGAUGUGGGCACUGACCCGCGUGCUCCACGUCUUUACAAGACAGUGGAGCCUCUGGAGCUCCACUGGAAGUGUGGCCUGGCCAACCCUCACACCACGCACUGCCUGGGAAGCGGUCAGAUCAUGAUCAGCACCAUGGGGGAUCCUGAGGGCAACGGCAAAGGUGGCUUUGCUCUGUUAGACGGUGAGACAUUUGAAAUGAUUGGUAACUGGGAACAGCCGGGAGAGGCGGCACCUUUUGGUUACGACUUCUGGUAUCAGCCGCGUCACAACGUCAUGAUAAGCACCGAGUGGGGAGCCCCAAAAGCCCUUGGAUUUGGUUUCAAGCCCGAGGACGUAAAAGCUGGUCACUAUGGGCAGUGUAUCCACGUGUGGGAUUGGACCACUCAUAAACGGAUCCAGACCAUUGACCUCGGAGAGGAGGGCGCAAUUCCUCUUGAGGUCCGCUUCCUGCAUGACCCGAGUGCAGCCGAGGGCUACGUUGGCUGUGCACUCCAAGGCACCGUUUUCCGCUUCUACAAGACAGAGAAAGGGAACUGGGCAGCAGAGAGGGUGAUCAAGGUCCCAAAUAAAAAAGUGGAGGGUUGGGUCCUGCCGGAGAUGCCGAGUCUGAUCACAGAUAUCCUUAUCUCAUUGGAUGACCGCUUCCUGUACUUCAGCAAUUGGUUACAUGGUGAUAUUCGUCAGUAUGACAUCACGGACCGAAGGAAUCCACGUUUGGUGGGCCAGGUGUUUUUGGGUGGGAGUAUUGUAAACGAUGGUCCUGUGAAAGUUCUAGAAGAUGCGGAAUUGACCUCUCAACCACCCCCCAGAAUGGUGCAGGGAAAGAGAAUUGAGGGAUCUCCACAGAUGAUUCAGCUGAGCUUAGAUGGAAAGAGGCUGUAUGUCAGCACUUCCCUUUACAGCGCUUGGGACAAGCAAUUUUACCCCAACCUUGUCAAAACUGGUUCUGUGAUGAUGCAAAUCGAUGUGGACACAAUGAAAGGCGGUCUCACGCUUAAUGAAAACUUCCUGGUUGAUUUCGGAGCGGAACCGGAGGGUCCCGUGCUUGCCCACGAGAUCCGAUAUCCUGGAGGGGACUGUACCUCUGACAUCUGGCUGUGAAAGCAGGAGUUCUGCAUAUCUGCUCAGUCAUCAUUCGCUUGUCACUGGUUAUUUUCACUGCAGUCAGUGCUGCUCUCUCAAUAUAGAACAAAUGUUUUACGUUCUUGUCACAGUUAACAUCACAGUUUAGAAAAAUAUUACUAAUACAUCUAAUAUAACCAAUUAUAAAAAAUGCAUGAUGCAAAUAAACUUUAUUACAGACCAUAUUCUUUUUUUUUUUUUUUAAGGUCGACAAUGUAACAAAAUAUCAAGAGUUCUGCAUCUCUGCUCGCUUAUAGUUCAUGUAUUUUAACUAUAACCGAUACUCCCAAUAUAAAGUAAAAAUUUUAAUAUAGCUUGCUCAUAACUGCAUUAUAGUUUUCGUUACAAUUCAUAAAGUUCUGAGACAAUAUUGAAAGGAAAAAACAAACAAACAAAACAUGCGCAUGAUAAAAACAAACGGUGUCUCUGACCAGUUUUUCACUUUAAUGUAACAACACAGCCAGAUGAGAGUUUUCACUACAUUUUACCAACUUAUAUCACAUUACUCAGUUUUCCUUGGGAACUGUUGCCACGGUCUUUUAUACUCAUACUGCUUUUUCCAGUAAAUGCAGUAAUUAUGAAAUUGAAUUUUUUAAAAAAUAAAGUAUGAUUUUUAUGAAUAAAAGAAAAUGAAUUUU